GAGGUCUAAGAAUUCAGAGUGGGGAUACCGGGUGGGGUCAAAACAAAGUCGGGCCAGAUGACCACGUGGUUGACGUCACACCGGGCAAUUGACUCCCUUUCGGUUGCGCUAUCAGAUGGAUACUUGAGUCAUCCCUCAUCCUGAUCCAUACAUCGUCAACAGAGAGCAACCUGAACUCAGACUGGUGAUACAGGGCCCUAGCUGUGUCAGCAGUGUUUUGAUUAGCUGGAAUGUCCACCAACGCCUCUCAGGCAUUUUGGAUAUGUCAUGAGUGCGGUGCACAGAUGCGACCGCUCACGGUAGACGGCGUAUCUCAUUGUGCGUCAUGUAAUGGCGAGUUCAUCGAAAUCCUCGACUCGAACAUCAAUCCCGAUCCAUAUUUUGAGCUCCCACCCCCUCCACCAAUACGUCCCACUGGGCAAGAGCCUCCAUCUCAACACAAUCCAGGCCUGGCCGAAGGCAACUUCAUGUCCUCCCUAUUUGGCAAUAUAUUCGGAGCUGCCGUGAGGGAUCCAGGUGGUAGUGGUCAACAGCCGGGUAGUCAACGACCAGGAAGCCCUAGCUCUGCUCUUGGUACCAGUCCGGGUCGAUCAUCCGGGAGUAGUGGCGGGAGGGGCCGGACUCUUAAUUUCAACUUGCCGGGCGGCGGACGUGGCCAAGUCAUGUUCGGCUCGUUUGGUGGGAAUGGUAUUGGCAUAGGUGCGAUUGGAUCGGGAGACGAUGGUGGACUAGGCAUGCCUGGAUCUGGGGGAGAUCUCGCAUCAUUUUUCCCUGGGUUCGGACCUCCGCCUCAUCUACAGCGGGGUGGAAACCGUCACUUUCAGCCUCUUGGCCAGAACGAUGCAAUGUCACCAGACGAGUUGAUUCGAUCCAUGCUCGCGGCUCUGACAAUUGACGGAGACAUGCCGCAGAUUCACGGUAUCCCUGGCCGCGCGAAUCUUGGCGACUACGUCUUGUCUCAGCAGGGCUUUGAUCAGGUACUGGAGCAGUUGAUGAGAGCAGCUGGACCUCAAGGACCACUCCCAGCGUCGGACAUAGUAAUCAACGGUCUGCCAAAAUUCAAGUUGACGGAAGAGAGUCUGGAGACAAGCCAGUUCAAGGACUGUCCAGUAUGCAAAGAAGAGUUUACAGUCGGGGAAGAAGUCAAACGGAUACCCUGCAAACACAUUUUUCAUCCGGAUUGUGUAGACCCUUGGCUCAAAGUCAAUGGUUCCUGUCCAGUCUGCCGUUUCUCCCUUGUACCCGACGAGAGCAAUGGCCCACCGCGGACUACAGGCACGGAUACCGACUCCCCGGACACUGAGACUCGUGAUCCGCAACAAGGAUCAUACGUCAGCAACGUUCUCAGACGGCUAUGGGGUCAGACUGGCACGAACAGCGAUCCAAGUUCUCCCACUACCGAAGACCCCCCGGAUGCGGCAGGUGAGGCUACCGCAGUUACGACUUCUGGUCGCGUGCCAUCAGAAUCCCCGCCUCCAGCUUCCGCAGCCCCCCAAGCGGCCUCCGGGGAACCGGUGGUACGACUCAGCACUGAUAUUCCGGCAGAGUAUACCGAAAGGCAUCGGAGGAGGGAAAGAGAAGCUCGCGAGUCGCUGCCUGACGAAGAUUUAGACUGAAGGCUGCAAGUAUAAGUUCAGAGUCAGUCCUGCCGUUGUAACCAUGCUAUGAGCCAUCUGUGAUAACAUGUGUAUGACAUC
Kockovaella imperatae is the source of this 1697-nucleotide messenger RNA. RefSeq lists its product as hypothetical. The transcript is spliced from 11 exons. NCBI's taxonomy places the organism in Eukaryota, Fungi, Basidiomycota, Tremellomycetes, Tremellales, Cuniculitremaceae. The record is from RefSeq and is a predicted model, not a curated record. Gene Ontology annotation, cellular component: nucleoplasm; cytoplasm. Bases 231 to 1616 code for a protein of 461 amino acids.